This is a messenger RNA of Adineta steineri, 750 nucleotides long. Lineage: Eukaryota; Metazoa; Rotifera; Eurotatoria; Adinetida; Adinetidae. The record is from the annotation of a GenBank genome assembly.
AUGUCACGUAGAAAUCAUACAUUAAUUAAUCAUAAAAUUUAUCCAUUACAUGAUCGUCAAUCAAAUGCAUAUAAUCAAUUAGUAUUAAAUAGUCGAGAAGAAUUUAUUUCAACUGGUUGUUUAUAUCUUCCUAAUUUUUUAACAACAGUAACUCUAUCAACAAUUCUUAAUGAAAUUAAUUUUAUAUUAAAUAAUUCCAAUGAAAAUUUAUUUCAUUCUUAUGUUCAACAUACAGAAAAUCUUUAUAAUACUUCAAAAGAUUUUAAUGAAAUUGAAUCAAGUAGUAAAACAAUUAUUGCUUUUGAUCAAAUUUCAAAUGAAUCUCUUCUUCGUAAAAUUUAUUCGUGGAAUUCAUUAAUUGAUUUUCUAACAGAUACAAUUCAAAUUUAUCCUCGUCUUUAUUCAAGUUGUGAUAAAUUAGGUGCUUUAUAUGUCAAUAUAUAUCGUCAAUCAAAUAAACUUAGUUGGCAUACUGAUCAUUCACAUUUUUUUGUUAAUCUUCUUUUACAACAAGCUUCAAAUUCAGAUGACGGAAUUUUUCAAUAUAAAAAAGAUAAAAAAUUAAUUAGUCGGAAAGAUUUUCAAGCUGGUGGUCUUGUUCUUUUUAAUGGUCGAACAUAUCCUCAUCGUGUAACUGAAAUUCAUGCGUCAAAAUUACCUCGAAUUAAUGCAAUUCUUACUUAUGAUUGUCAACCGCAACAUCAAUUAAAUAAUUAUGUUUUACAAAAAUUUUUUGGACGUACAACGUAA